Messenger RNA from Anopheles aquasalis, 493 nucleotides. Its product is annotated as ADP-ribosylation factor-like protein 2-binding protein. Gene Ontology annotation, cellular component: mitochondrial intermembrane space. Lineage: Eukaryota; Metazoa; Arthropoda; Insecta; Diptera; Culicidae. The record is from RefSeq and is a predicted model, not a curated record. Gene Ontology annotation, biological process: maintenance of protein location in nucleus; positive regulation of tyrosine phosphorylation of STAT protein.
AUGGACUAUGAAGAAAAUUUUAUCAAGCACCAAAACUCGAGUGAAUAUUUCGACACGGUAAUAGGGCACAUUGAAGAUGUCGUCAUCGGGCAGCAGUUUCAGAGCAUGAUCAAUCAGUUUCUGGAGUGUUACUACUAUGAGUUCGAACCGGGAGAGGAAAACAAGAUAAUCUACACUGAAAUCUACCAGAAAUAUACCAACAUGAUCGAAGCCAACAUCGUUGAGCAUCUGAAUGCCAAGAUGACCUGUUUCGAUAUGGACCUGUUUGCGUUGGAAUUGGAGAACAAGAAGACGCAACUGGAUGGGGAAAUAUUUGAGCUGCUUUACACUCUGACUGACUUUCUUGCCUUUAAAGAAAUGGUGUUGGACUACAAGGCGUACAAGGAAGGUGCCUACGACGAUCUGAGCAAAGGAAUUAGUGUAACCGGUUUGCAGAAGGGAAGUAAUUGUGAGGCUGAUUUUCAAUAGACAUGGAUACUACCGAGCUUCGAAU